Molecule: messenger RNA, 1626 nt
Organism: Pseudoliparis swirei
Lineage: Eukaryota; Metazoa; Chordata; Actinopteri; Perciformes; Liparidae
Product: tripartite motif-containing protein 16-like
Exons: 2
Coding region: 1-1626 (541 amino acids)
Molecular function (GO): protein binding; zinc ion binding
Source: RefSeq, a predicted model, not a curated record
AUGGCGCAAAAAGGAGUUCAGCUGGACCAGGAGACCUUCUCUUGUUCCAUCUGUCUGGAUCUCCUGAAGGAUCCGGUGACUAUUCCCUGUGGACACAGCUACUGCAUGAACUGUAUUAAAGCCCACUUGGAUAAAGAGGAUGGGAAGAAACUCCACAGCUGCCCUCUGUGUAGGAAGACCUUCACACCGAGGCCUGUCCUGCUGAAGAACACCAUGUUGGCAGCUCUAGUGGAGCAGCUGAAGAAGACUGGACUCCAAGCUGCUCCUGCUGAUCACUGCUAUGCUGGAGCUGAAGAUGUGGCCUGUGAUGUCUGCACUGGGAGGAGACUGAAGGCCUUCAAGUCCUGUCUGGUGUGUCUGGCUUCUUACUGUGAGAAACAUCUUCAGCCUCAUUAUGACUCUGCUCCAUUAAAGAAACACAAGCUGGUGGAGCCCUCCAACAAGCUCCAGGAGAACAUCUGCUCUCGUCAUAAUGAGGUGAUGAAGAUCUUCUGCCGUACUGAUCAGCAGUGUAUCUGUUACCUCUGCUUAAUGAAUGAACAUAAAGGCCACGACACAGUCUCAGCUGCAGCAGAAAGGACCGAGAGGCAGAAUGAGCUGGAGGGGAGUCGACUCAACAUCCAGCAGAGAAUCCAGGACCGAGAGAAAUACCUGAAGUUGCUCCAUCAGGAGGUGGAGGCCCUCAACCUCUCUGCUAAUAAGACAGUGGAGGACAGUGAGAAGAUCUUCACUGAGCUGAUCCGGCUCAUGGUGAACAGAAGCUCUGAUGUGAAGCAGCAGGUCAGAUCCCGGCAGAGAACUGAAGUGAGUCGAGUCCAAGAGCUUCAGGAGAAGCUGGAGCAGGAGAUCACUGAGCUGAAGAGGAACGAGGCUGAGCUGAAGCUGCUGUCACACACAGAGGAUCUCAAGCAGUUUCUACUCCACUACCCCUCACUGUCACCACGCGCUGAGUCUACACACUCGUCCGGCAUCGAUAUCCGUCCUCUGAGACACUUUGAGGACGUGACGGCGGCUGUGUCAGAAGUCAGAGAUAAAUUACAGGACGUUCUGAGAGAGAAAUGGACAAACCCCAAGACCAGAGCUGGAUUCUUAAAGUAUUCAUGUGAGCUCUCUCUGGAUCCAGACACAGCAACCACAUGGCUGUUAUUAUCUGAUGAGGACAGAAAAGCAACUUUAAUGAGAGAAGAACAGUCUUAUGCUUCUCACUCAGACAGAUUCAGUGGAUGUGAUCAAGUCCUGAGUAGAGAGAGUCUGAUGGGACGUUGUUACUGGGAGGUGAAGUGGAGAGGAGAAGGAGUUGAUGUAGCCGUUGCAUACAAGAAUAUCAGCAGAAAGGGCAACGGAGAUGAAUGUGUCUUUGGAUAUAAUAACAAAUCUUGGGCAUUAAGAUGUAACAAAAACGGUUGUAACUUUCGAUACAACAAUGUCCAAACUCCUGUCUCUGGUCCUCAAUCCUCCAGAUUAGGAGUGUACCUGGAUCACAGAGCAGGAAUUCUGUCCUUCUACAGCGUCUCUGACACCAUGACUCUCCUCCACAGAGUCCAGACCACAUUCACUCAGCCUCUCUAUGCUGGACUUCAUCCUUUCAGUUAUGGAGACACUGCUGAGUUGUGUAAUCUGAAAUAG